Molecule: messenger RNA, 453 nt
Organism: Striga asiatica
Lineage: Eukaryota; Viridiplantae; Streptophyta; Magnoliopsida; Lamiales; Orobanchaceae
Source: the annotation of a GenBank genome assembly
AUGGUGUUGGUAUUAGCUUGUGUCAUGGAAGCGUCAGAAAUUGAGAUGGAGAAUAAAAAAUUCGAGCUGCUCAAAGUUGUUACCAAACCUCAACGGGGCCCAAUUGCUACUCCAUACCAACGUUCUUCAAUCAAGAUAGCCUUGGUGAGCUGUGAGUGUUUGGAUGCAGGGAAGCCGAUUGACCUGGGUUUUGAUCAAAUAUUUGAAAAUUUUGAAUGCGCGGGCCAACCCGACGGAGGUAUUGUUCGCAAUGUGGUCAGAUGGAGCAUGCGAAGGCUGCUUGAGUGUGCUUUGAGUGCCGUAAGGUGGUGGAACAAGCCAGUGGGCUCCCACGUCGGUAACGUGAGCCGAACCAAAAAACAAGGGACCACACUAAGUGAAUUUAGUCACCCCAUUUCUUCCCACCCUCUGGCAGUCAAAGCUAUCGGGAGACGUGCUUCGGUUCCGAUUUAA